Penicillium verhagenii is the source of this 357-nucleotide messenger RNA. RefSeq names its product LSM domain-containing protein. The transcript is spliced from 2 exons. The record is from RefSeq and is a predicted model, not a curated record. Lineage: Eukaryota; Fungi; Ascomycota; Eurotiomycetes; Eurotiales; Aspergillaceae. Bases 1 to 357 code for a protein of 118 amino acids. Gene Ontology annotation, cellular component: NatC complex.
AUGACUAUGGAUACUGAACAAGCUGUCCAAUAUUUGGACAGAUUGAUUGGUCGACAGUUGAGAAUUCACACGACUGACAGCCGCAUGUUUGUUGGCAUCUUCAAAUGUACUGAUGCGCACGAGAUCACGUAUCAAGACCACGGGCUGACUGGGGCUAUUCUACAGGAACGAAACGUAAUACUUGCCAACUCCUUCGAAUACCGCCUUCCUACACCCUCCGCCGUACAAGCAGCCGCCGACUCGUGGGAGAAGAACUCCGGGGCCCAGAGCGCCACCAUCAAAGUCAACAUGACCCAUCGGCUUAUUGGACUCAUCGUCGUGCCAGGUCGUCAUAUUACGAAGAUUGAGCUGGAAUAG